This is a messenger RNA of Eucalyptus grandis, 2439 nucleotides long. RefSeq names its product AP2-like ethylene-responsive transcription factor AIL1. Gene Ontology annotation, molecular function: DNA binding; DNA-binding transcription factor activity. NCBI's taxonomy places the organism in Eukaryota, Viridiplantae, Streptophyta, Magnoliopsida, Myrtales, Myrtaceae. The transcript has 9 exons. The record is from RefSeq and is a predicted model, not a curated record. Gene Ontology annotation, biological process: regulation of DNA-templated transcription. The coding region runs from base 387 to 2219 and encodes 610 amino acids.
GAAUGCUCGUAAAUCCCCGUAAUGCUUUCCCUUCUUCUUUCCAAUUCGCAGAACAGACAAAACAGGGCUUCUUGACGACCCUGUGAAAGUUCUUUCUCUUUAGUCCUUCCCUGUGCAAAAAGUUUGAAUUUUUCUCUUUUUCAAAGAGAGAGAAGAAAGGAAAAACACGAACCCCACUUCGAAGUUCGAGCUCAAAAUCCCUUCAAAGAUCCCAAGUUGCAAGAAACUAGAAAGGGGAGGAGAUUUUCGCUCGUUUUGAAAGAGAGAGAGAGUACACAGAGAGAACUCUUUUGUCUUCGUGGGGGUUUUCAGGUCGUGUGGUUCGAGAUAAAAUAGUUUUUUUUCCCUCGAGUUUCCGAGAGAAAAAGAUAGAAGGAGGGAGAAAAAUGAGCAAUUGGCUGGGGUUCUCUCUGACUCCGCACCUGAAAAUCAACGAAGACAUCUGCAGAGAAGGCCAAGCGGGUGGAGGAGGAGGAGGUGGCGGGGCAGGCGGUGGCGGUGGCGGUGGCUUUCCUCCUGAUAUUACCGUCAUGCCACUGCGCUCCGAUGGCUCCCUCUGCGUUCUUGAUCCUCAUUUCAGGCGUGCUCCUGGCAGUGAAGAUUGGAGCUACGAGAAUGCCGAUGAUGGGGAAGAUCAUCGAGGCCCAAAGCUUGAAGACUUCUUGGGCUGUUGCUACUCAGGCUCUCCCCAUGGCGAUGAUGAGCCCCAAAAUCAGAACCACCAAGCCACAAGCUCAGCUGGUGCGGGGAUCAAUGUGAACGUAGCUCCGAGCUGCUUCAACACCGGCAACCACCCAGAUCAUCACCAUCAGUGUUACAUCGAGAGCUCGCAUGCCCUAAUGGUUCCAUCUGCUCACCACAACAGCAACGACCACAGAUGUGAUGUCGAUGAUCGCAUGUACCACCACCAAGAACAUGUCCCGUUUGAUGGUGGCGCGAGUGCAACUUGUUCAGUUUCUGGGUUCAAGUUAUGGUUGCGUCAAGCGAACGGGACUGCUACAAGUAGUAGUGGCGGUCUCUCUCUCACCAUGAUGAGCCCUAGCUCUCAUAGUGACAACAACAUCAACAGCAACGCGGGUGUUGGCGCACCGAUUUCUCAGGCACCACCAGUCGGUGAUGGUAGCGUCGCCAAGAGGGCAUCAUCUGCGAGCAACAACAACAAUAACAAGUGCGUCGUUCCUCGUAAGUCUAUCGACACUUUUGGGCAAAGAACCUCUCAGUAUCGAGGUGUCACCAGGCAUAGGUGGACGGGGAGAUAUGAGGCUCAUCUGUGGGAUAACAGUUGCAGGAAAGAAGGGCAAACCAGAAAAGGGAGGCAAGUCUAUCUAGGUGGGUAUGAUAAGGAAGAAAAGGCAGCCAGGGCUUAUGAUUUAGCUGCACUGAAGUAUUGGGGUCCAACUACCCACAUAAACUUCCCGCUGAGCACUUAUGAGAAAGAACUCGAGGAAAUGAAGAACAUGACUCGGCAAGAAUUCAUUGCCCACUUGAGAAGGAAAAGCAGUGGAUUUUCAAGAGGAGCAUCUGUAUACAGAGGAGUGACCAGACACCAUCAACAUGGACGGUGGCAAGCUAGAAUUGGAAGAGUUGCUGGUAACAAGGACUUGUACCUCGGCACAUUCAGUACCCAAGAGGAAGCCGCAGAAGCCUAUGACAUUGCAGCCAUCAAAUUUAGGGGAACGAAUGCGGUCACAAACUUUGAUAUUAGCCGUUAUGAUGUGAAGAGAAUUUGCUCGAGCUCCACUCUAAUAGCAAGUGAUCUCGCAAAACGCUCCCCAAAAGAGGCUACACCAGCCCUUUUCGAUCACGACUACAACUCAUGCGCCUCCUCAUCGUCUCCGCAAGCACUUCUUGCAAUAACCAAUGGCGAGACGUCUGAGGAUUUUACCAACAUGGUGUGGAGUUCCAACAUGCCCGAAAGUCAAGAUCCUCCAACGAUCGCAAACACUACCGAUGGCGAUGCCUUGAUCAUGGGCUCAAGUGAUCAUCAAGAAUCGCCGAUUGCAGUGGCGGGGAACAAGUGUUCGUACGGAAGCUCCGGUGAUUACGGAUGUGACAGCAGAGGCGGCAGGGGCGGCGAAGAUUACUCUCAUGCCUAUUUCGCAAUGCAGGAUCAGAAAUAUGAAGACGGAAGCAACGGGAGCGAUAAUAACGGGGAUAAUAGGCUGGGAAACUUGAGCUCGGCUCAUCAAGUUCCGAUGUUUGCUUUGUGGAAUGAGUAAAGGGGGGCUAAUAAAAGACGCAGAAAAUGGUUCGAAUCAAGGAGGACAUGGCGGAAGCUGGAAGGUAGAGAAUGUCCAGAAGGAUUUGUUUCCAUUAGUAGGUUUGACUUUAAAUGGUCAAGAAUUUCAUGCUAUCUGCAAUAGCUGCAUUCACAUGUCUCGUGUCAAAUAUCGAAUUUGCCCACCAACAUACCUUGACUUGGUGAAAUAAUAUAUAAGU